Umbelopsis ramanniana AG is the source of this 1879-nucleotide messenger RNA. RefSeq lists its product as uncharacterized. Gene Ontology annotation, biological process: regulation of transcription by RNA polymerase II. Lineage: Eukaryota; Fungi; Mucoromycota; Umbelopsidomycetes; Umbelopsidales; Umbelopsidaceae. The record is from RefSeq and is a predicted model, not a curated record. The transcript has 2 exons. The coding region runs from base 130 to 1866 and encodes 578 amino acids.
AUUCGUUUGAUUGGCGCCACUUUUGGCAAAUAAUAUAAGCGCCGCUCACAAUGAUCUGUUUCAAAACACUGCCAGGUCAACCAACAGACAACCUUACGUCUUUCUUUUCAGAAGUCCUUCCAUUUGAAAAUGCCAUUGACAAUUCCUCCAGUAGAGGCACCUUUCGGCGUGGUCGAUAUGGGAUCCAACGGGAUUCGCUUUGGUAUCAUACAUUCUCUGGCCCGCCACCUUCCUGUCCUGUACGAGGAACGUGCCCCUAUUUCUCUAUUUGACGCCCAAAGCAGCGACAAAGUGAUCCCUGAGGACGUUAUUGACGAGGUCAUCACCAGCUUUUUGAGAUUUAAAGCUAUAUGUGACCAAGCGGGAGUUGCCCCUGGUAAUGUCCGUUUGAUCGCUACCGAGGCUACUCGGAUCGCACAGAAUUCAGCGCAAUUCCAGGACAGGAUCUUCCAGGCCACUGGUUGGAAAACAAUUCUGUUACGUAAGGAGGAAGAAGCUUUGGUCUCGGCUAUGGGCAUCGUUGGUUCAUUUGAUCAUGUUCGUGGAUUGGCUUUGGAUCUAGGCGGUGGAUCAGUGGAAUUGAACUAUCUCAUUCGCGAUUCCACUACUUCCAAUACUGAGCAAGGCUUUAGCAGCAGUAAAAACGCCGUUUCAUUACCGUAUGGCGCGGCAGCGCUAAAGAAGUUUUUAAUUGAACACGAUGAUGACGAAGAGCGCGAAAAAUUUGCCCAGAAAUUGAUAGCAGAGCUUACAGAUGCUCUGGAGAAGGUUGAGGUGCCAGAUGGAAUCAAAGCACAAAGUGAUGCCAAUGAUGGUCAUACGAUCUAUCUCUCGGGUGGUGGAUUCCGAGCAUUGGGCUAUAUGUGUAUGUCGGACUCGAAACUCUAUGGUGGCGAUAAUGAACAAAGUAGCCGCCAGUAUCCUGUACUUAUCAUCAAUGGAUACUCUAUCUCGGGAAAGACCCUCAAAAAGUUGGCCAAGAAAUAUGUCGAUCGAGCACCUGAGGACCUUGUUAAGGAACUCAAAGUUUUCCGAAUUUCAAAGCGCCGAGCAACCAUGAUCCCUGCUUGCAGCUUCUUGGUCCUUGCCCUAUUCAAAGUCUUCAAGGUGCGAACCGUAUACUUUAGUGAAGGUGGUGUUCGUCAGGGCGUUUGUUUCAAUAUGCUAUCCCUGGAGGAAAAAUCAAAAGACCCAGCAAUUGAAGGUAUCAAACAAUAUGCAGAAGCAUCUCGAUAUGCUCUUUCAGAAGAUCAAUUCAAUGGUUUGUAUAAAAAAGUCGUGAGAGCCAUUCCUCCCUUUUACCUUGAACCCAACCAUCCUCUCCAGCUACACCGUCUGUUGCCUUGUGCCAUUUACUUGUCCAACCUCUUCACUCACUACCCCAAGGAAUCAAGAGCCACCAUUGGUUUCCACAUGCCACUUGCUGGUGGCCAACUUUCCAACAUCCCCGGUUUACUCCACCACCAUCGAGCAGCGCUUUCCUUAAUUCUGACCCAUCGACAAGGCGGAGAGGUGGCUGAUCCUAUCUACAAAGAUAUUGUUAGUCUUCUCGGCCCAAAGGCAGCAGCAGUGUGUAUGUACGUUGGCCGUGUCAUGGAAUACUAUUACGCCUUAUCGCCUUUGAACCCUGGAAUCGGUUUGGAUGAACUUGGCGUCGAUAUCUUCCCGGCGUUUAGAGAAUACACUGAUGAAGAAUAUCCACCCUCAGAGAUUGCGGUGCAUAUGCCAUCACAGUCUAACCCAAUGGUAGAUGCGCUUAGCGUUUCUUCUAUCCUUGAUAAUAUCAUAAAAAUCGCAAAACAGUCAUCUUUUAGAGAAGAAGCAGCACCUUUAUUUUCAGUCAGCCUAAUCCGUAAGGUGGACUGAUAUGUAACAUCUC